CACGGACCAGUCGAUAACAUCACUAUGCGUGCCUAUUACUUCGAUAACAUUCCAGGCGACCAGCGGCUGCCGCACGAUUCUGGCAACCCUGUGUCAGAUGAGAUCCUGAAAUCUAUUGGAGCACUAUACUGGCACAUCCCUACGAACCAACAGGAACAGAUUGAUACUAUUGCAGAGGAAAGAAGCUACAAGCACAGAGACAUUAUUACAGUCACCAAGCAGGACCUAGGAGAUGAGUACGAGCCCUUGUUGGAGAAAUUCUUCCAAGAGCACAUGCAUCAAGAAGAGGAGACAAGAUAUGUUAUCGAUGGUAGCGGCUUUUUCGAUCUUCGAGAACAUUCCUCAGGAUCAUGGAUUCGUUGCCAGAUAGUCGAGGGCGAUCUAUUCGCUAUCCCUCCUGGCAUCUACCAUCGAUUCACUCUUGACGAGAAUAACAUGAUCAAAUCUUUGCGUUUCUACAAGGAUAAACCCAACGGGACUCAUAUCAACCGCGACAGCUCGACAGAUGUGCACCCUUCCCGUGUUGAUUAUUUGAAGAAUCUAGCUGUCAACUGAUUAAGAAGUCCGUUCUUUCCCUAUGAUAGGAUGUAUGUACCAGAGGUCUGUGUAGAGGAGAGUUGUGUAACUAUACGAUUGGAGCGUACCUGGAGAUGCGACUGGGACACUGGG
This is a messenger RNA of Suillus subalutaceus, 669 nucleotides long. Its product is annotated as Acireductone dioxygenase ARD family. The transcript has 4 exons. The coding region runs from base 25 to 555 and encodes 176 amino acids. Lineage: Eukaryota; Fungi; Basidiomycota; Agaricomycetes; Boletales; Suillaceae. Gene Ontology annotation, molecular function: acireductone dioxygenase [iron(II)-requiring] activity. The record is from RefSeq and is a predicted model, not a curated record.